CUCUCGACAAGGUGGAGGCGCGAACGGAGGUGCGCUCCUCCGAGUUCCGCCCCAACCAAGAGCCGAAGGCGGAGGACCUCAAGACCGAGCGGGGCGAGGUUGUCAUCUACGGCCUCUUUCUCGAGAGCGCCAUGUGGGACAAGUCAAAUAAGCGACUCAAGGACCCACCACCCGGCGAUCUCUUCCGGGAGCUACCGAUGCUGCUCAUCUCGGCGUACAACAAGGACGCUCCGCAGCAAGCGGUAAUCGCGCCCACUAAACCAGGACAAAUGAAGGAGAAGCAGAAGAAGCAGGAGUACUACCGCUGUCCCGUGUACAAGUACCCGACGCGCUCCGAUCUGCACUGGAUCUUCGACGUGAAUCUCCCCGUGGCUGAGGACGACGCGUACUGGCGCAUGCGGGGUGUUGCCCUGUUGGGAUCCACGGAUUAG
Trypanosoma cruzi is the source of this 431-nucleotide messenger RNA. RefSeq names its product dynein heavy chain, putative. Lineage: Eukaryota; Euglenozoa; Kinetoplastea; Trypanosomatida; Trypanosomatidae. Gene Ontology annotation, cellular component: dynein complex. The annotation marks the transcript as partial. Gene Ontology annotation, biological process: microtubule-based movement. Gene Ontology annotation, molecular function: dynein intermediate chain binding; minus-end-directed microtubule motor activity; dynein light intermediate chain binding. The transcript has a single exon. The record is from RefSeq and is a predicted model, not a curated record.